GCCUCCUUCACGACCGCGUUUCAUGUCCUCCAGAGCAUAGCCUCGGAGCCUAUCCCCAGCCAUUUUGGCGCAGGCUUGCUGACGCCAGGCCCACGCUGCCGACCCGAUGCUGCGACCGAGGACAUCCUCGAAGAAAUUGGCCGUUGAGUUGCGAGGAGAAGAAGCACCGCCUGCUGGCCCUGUACGACCAGGACUGCCGCGACGCCGAGCGGCUGCUCAAGGCCGGGGGCCGCCCACCAGAGGACGCCGGCGCCCGCGCGCAGUCCCAGCACGCCCGCACGCGCGAGCCCGCGCGCGCUUGCACAACUGCGGCCCCCGUGUCCGCCGCCGACCGCUGCGUGGCCGCCUCGCCGAGGCCCGCGCCGGCCACGUACCUCCAGAGGAGGCGGCGCUGGAGCUCACCACCCACCAAACCACCCCGACCCAACCCAAAGGCUUCCAUUUGCCCUUGAUUUCCAGUUUGGGGGGGGUCGGGGAACAUAGAGGGAACACAUCUGGAACCCGUACAGUCAAAAACCAUUAUAGCCGGAGUGCAGUAUCCCCAAACAUGGCUUUUAGACCCACUACCACUUCGGUUUCAAAGGUCGAUUGCGUGCCCG
Molecule: messenger RNA, 599 nt
Organism: Prorocentrum cordatum
Lineage: Eukaryota; Dinophyceae; Prorocentrales; Prorocentraceae
Source: the annotation of a GenBank genome assembly